Chlamydomonas reinhardtii is the source of this 2814-nucleotide messenger RNA. RefSeq lists its product as uncharacterized. The transcript is spliced from 2 exons. Lineage: Eukaryota; Viridiplantae; Chlorophyta; Chlorophyceae; Chlamydomonadales; Chlamydomonadaceae. Bases 235 to 2151 code for a protein of 638 amino acids. Gene Ontology annotation, cellular component: membrane; endoplasmic reticulum; cell periphery. Gene Ontology annotation, biological process: sphingolipid catabolic process; ceramide biosynthetic process. Gene Ontology annotation, molecular function: glycerophospholipase activity. The record is from RefSeq and is a predicted model, not a curated record.
GAAACGAUCGGCGCUCAAGUACAUAAUUUAUUGACUUCAGUACGUAGCAAGCAGGCUGCCCUCAAAACAGCCAUGGCGGGAACAAAACAUUGCGAAUGCCAGUGGAAACGCCUCACGCCAGAGCUCGUUCAAAGCAUCGCUGCGUUCACUCAUCCCAACGACGCCGCAGGCGCGCUAAAGCUGGUUGACCAUGAGACCUGCUCGGCUCUGCGCAGCUCGUUUAACACACUGUACAUGGCACAAAAACCGCCGAUUAAGGUUUGGCGACUCCGCGGCGAGCUCCACCGAGCGGCGCUGCCUUGGCCCGGAGUGGACUUCGCGGCGCACUGGGGCCGUCCCGAGCCCUGGCUUGCUCUCACGCUACCCCAGCGCCGGCGGCUGCUGUGCCUGGCCGCGUCCUCGGGCCACGCACCCAGCCUGGACGCGGCCCUGGCGCACUGCGGUUGCACGCUGACGCCGGAGGUGCUCGCUGCGGCUGCUGCAGCCGGCAACAUGGCGUUCUGCGUGCGGCUGAUGGCGAUGCGCGAGCGCCCACCCUCCAGCAGCUCCAGACUUCCUAUAAACGUGGGGGAGGCGCUGGCGGAGAUCGCCGCACAGAAUGGGCAGCUGCCCGUGCUGCAGCUGCUGUUAGCCAACUGCGAAGAUUUCGGCAUAGCCCCUGCGGUGUCGGCUGCAGCCCGAGGCGCCUGCGCGGGAGGCCACUUAGACGUUCUUGCCUGGCUGCAGCAGGUGCACGGCUACAGCCCCAAGACGAGGGACGUGGAGGCGGCGGCGCGAGCGGGUCAGGUGGUGAUGCUGGAGCACCUGCUCGGGCUUCUGUUCGAAACGGCGUACGCACCGCUGGCGAUAACGCCGGCGCGUAUGCGAUUUGUGGCUGCUUUUAAGCGCGCAAACGAGGGCAACGGCCGCCGCUGCAACCGGCGGCUGCUGCUGCUGGCAAUGAUCCAUGGAUGCCCGGUGGAGGCGCUGCGGCGGCACUACAGCUGCCGGCCGCCGUGGCGCUGGCGGCUCGGCGGCGCGCCGGGAGUGGCAGUGGCGGCAGCGGCAGCGGCAGCGGCUGGAAACUGGGAGGUGGCGGACUCUAACGCCGAGCUUGCAGAGGAGCGGACUGAGCCGGAAGCCAGCCGGCGACCUGGCGGCGGCCAGCAGCAGUCUGCUACUGAUGAGGGCUUAUCAUCAUCGGCAGGUCUGGUCGAGCAAGCGGCAGCCGCCGUCGGCAGCGCCACGCGCUGCUGGGCCGCCAAGCUGGACUUCCUGCGUCACCGCUGGGGGGGCGCCGUGUUUGACCAGGUCUUGCGGGGCGUGCGCGGCGGCCUGGAGGCAAGUGCCGGCAUAUGGGCGGCGGCCGCGCGGCCGGCCGACGCCUUGGAGCGACUGCGGUGGCUCCGGCGGGAGCACGGCGGCGGCGGCUUCCUCGCAGAUGCCGUCAAGCCGGCAGCGCUGCAGGCCGCCUCGGAGGGGCGUGCGGCGGAGCUGCGCUACCUGUGGGAUGAGUGCGGCGGCGCGUGGGAGGACGACGACUUUGUUCACAGGCUGGUGGGGGCAGCCGGCUGCGGCGGCGGCGCGGGCGGCGGCGCGGGCGGCGACGCAGGUGUGCUGCAGCUUCUGGCAGAGCGCGGCAAUGCCGCCUUCACGGUGUUGCACGCCUGGAAUGAGGUGCGGACUGGCAACGGCACGGGCACGAGGCUGGAGUGGCUGGUGGAGAACGCGACGGGUGAGGUGGACAUGGAUGAGUGGGACCAGCAGAACGUGGUGCCGCCGGAUGUGCUGUGGGGCUGUGUGUGGGAGGAAGCGGCGAGGCAGGGCGCCGACGUGCCGCUGCUGCGCGCGCUGCGGGAGCUGCGCGGCGUGCCCAUCGACCUGGGGGCGCUGGCGGAGGGCGGCAGCGAGGAGGCGCUGGAGUGGGCGGCAGCGGAGCUGGAGCAGGAGGCGCAGGCGGCGGCGGCGGCGGCGGCGGCCGCGGUGCAGGCACAGGCGGCAGAGCAAGCACCAGCGCAAGCACCAGAGCAGCAAGCGCAACUGGAAGCUGCCGGAGGAGGAGGCCUGCGGGCCCUGCAGCCGCAAGAGGUCUGGCGGGUGAAGAACGCCGGCAACCUGGCGGCGCUGACGUGGCUGCGCGGCCGGGGCCUGGUGCCGCCGCUGGAGCCCUGAACUGCUCAGGGCUGAACUGCUGGGCUUGACUUGACUGAAGGACAGAAGGGCCGACGAGCUGGCGCCUAGACUUACUUCCCGCCGCGUGGAGGUUCCGCGUAGAGGUGACGCCACGAGGUGCCCGGAUGGCUGCCUGCAGCUGUUGGUGCAUGCAGGGGGGCUGAGAGAUAGAGCGUGGGGCUAGCUAGGGCUAGCUAGUAGCUAGUAGCUAGGGUGACGGGGGCGCCUGGGGGGGGGGGCGCCAGACAGACAGCUUGCAUUGGUUCCAAGUGGGACCCGUUGACGCAGGUUACGAGCCAGACAGUCGUCGGGUCAGGGUUCCAACACGCCCGCUGCACUCUUGCCACGGGCGUCGUGUGCAUGUGAAGGACGGGCACGCCACUUCUGGAUUGGAUGGGAUUCUACUUCUGCCUUCUGGAUUGUUGUGGAUUGGGAAUGUGGUGGUGGUUGUCGGCGCGUGUUGCAUGAUUGCGUUGCUUUGGUAGGACUGCGCUUGGCCAAACGGCGGGCCACAAAUUGUCGCCAGCACAUAGCCAUGGUCCUUGGUUGGACAGUGGAUUGCCGAUUGCGCAAGAGAUUGAAGGCCGAGAUGACAUUGGUUGUCUGGUGGGUAGCUUUGGUGGGAGUUGUUGGAGGGAGCGUCAUCAGGCAGGGGUCAUACGG